AUGCAUGCCGUUUUUGAGGAGAGUCUGAUUGUUUCAAGUGUCAGACAGCAACACAGCACCUACAACAACUCGUUUGUUUCUGUUGUAACGCUGAUGGCGUUGAUUGGUGGUUCAAUGGCUGGCUUUGCGGCCACCUAUGCAGGUUACCAUCCGACGACUUAUCAAGUGGCUCCUGCAGUGUAUCAUGCGGCACCAGCAAUUGCUGCUCCGGCUGUGUACCAACAGGCAGCUGCUCCCAUUUACACCAAGUCCUAUGCCCUGCCUUCGCCAUUUGUGAAGGCUGUUGCUCCAGUGGCUCCUGUGUAUAAGACCUAUGCCGCUCCAGUGGCUCCGUUCGUGAAGACCUAUGCCGCAGCCGUUCCUGCUCCAGUUGCUCCAUUGGUGAAGACCUAUGCCGCUGCCAUUCCGGCUCCAGUUGUGGCUGCAGCUCCUCUGCCUGCUGUGGUGAAAACCGUUGCUGCUCCCAUUGUCAAGCAAAUCGAAUUGGAAUCGGCACCUCGUUAUGACUUCUCAUAUGGUGUGCAUGACUCCCUAACUGGUGACAUUAAGAGUCAGGUGGAGAGUCGCAAUGGUGGCAAUGUUGUUGGAUCAUACAGCGUCCUGGAUGCCGAUGGUUUCAAGCGCACUGUGACAUAUACAGCAGACGAUAUCAAUGGUUUCAAUGCUGUCGUUCAACGUGAACCCGUGGUCCGUGCUGCCGUUGUUGCUCCUGUGGCUUCUGCCGUACCUGUAUCUGUUCCCGUGGCCGCCCCAGUUACCAGUUUACCAGCUGCUCUCCCUGCUCCCAUCUACUACCCGCAACAACAACAACAACAGUUUUUCCAACCCCAACAGCAACAAAUCAAUGUUGAGCAGCAAAGUGAAGUUGUUGAGGCUCCUGAGCCGACUCCCAUUGACUACACAGAGGGUCAAGAUCAACAGCAGCAACACCAAGAGUAUCCACAGGAUCAGCAAUUCCCCCCUUACCCGUCUGCCACCCCGGCUCCUUCAGCUGACAGCGACGACUCGGAUGUUGUUGAGGCACGAUCUGCUCUGGAGUCGAGCACAUCGACCACUGCUGCUCCGGCGCCAGUCAACGAGGAGAACAAAGACGAAGACAAUGACAAGAAGUCGGCCUAGAAUUGUGAUUGAACUUUUUUGACUAUAUACCAGGAUAAAAUAUUAAAAUCAAAUAAAAGUUAUACAAAUUGAAAAA
This is a messenger RNA of Drosophila willistoni, 1195 nucleotides long. RefSeq lists its product as uncharacterized. Gene Ontology annotation, cellular component: extracellular matrix. Lineage: Eukaryota; Metazoa; Arthropoda; Insecta; Diptera; Drosophilidae. Bases 1 to 1119 code for a protein of 372 amino acids. The transcript has 2 exons. The record is from RefSeq and is a predicted model, not a curated record.